AUGAAAGAUAUUGGCAUUGAUCAAUUUGAAGACAAAAUUGAAAUACUAGCAAAAUCCAAAUAUUAUAUACAAGUCAAGCAACAACCACAACUAAAAUUAUUAACACCAGAUGAUAUGAUACUUGAUCAUGAAUUUGCUCAUUUAUAUCAGACCCUUAAAAGUUCAAUAUGUCGUAUGUUAACAGCGGAACACGUAAAUUCAACAGAUUCAGCACAUAUUGAUCCAAUAUCAACAAAUGUUAAUGAGCAACAAAUAUCGACGAUGAUAAUACAUAAUGAUUUCAACCAACAAAAGGUUGAACAAAUAAACAUAUAUAAAAAAAAAGAAAAACAAUUUAUUGAAAAACGUGAUAUGCAUAAAAAUAAAAUCAUGGAUUUAGAUCAACAAAUACAAGAAAUCAAAGAUAAAAUUGCUUUAUUAGAUGUAUCAUCUGAAUAA
Messenger RNA from Rotaria socialis, 438 nucleotides. The record is from the annotation of a GenBank genome assembly. NCBI's taxonomy places the organism in Eukaryota, Metazoa, Rotifera, Eurotatoria, Philodinida, Philodinidae.